This is a messenger RNA of Penicillium oxalicum, 1479 nucleotides long. Its product is annotated as Zn(II)2Cys6 transcription factor domain-containing protein. The record is from RefSeq and is a predicted model, not a curated record. Lineage: Eukaryota; Fungi; Ascomycota; Eurotiomycetes; Eurotiales; Aspergillaceae. Gene Ontology annotation, molecular function: zinc ion binding; DNA-binding transcription factor activity, RNA polymerase II-specific. The transcript has 3 exons. The coding region runs from base 1 to 1479 and encodes 492 amino acids. Gene Ontology annotation, biological process: regulation of DNA-templated transcription.
AUGCCAGGGGUCCCAUCGGGCAAGGCGUGUGAGGCGUGCCGGAGGCAGAAAAAGAAGUGUGACGAGAAACAGCCCUCUUGCGGCCGCUGUCUCCGCUUGAAGAUCAAAUGCGAAGGCUCAGGCCAGCGACGCUACAAGUUCCAGCAGGAAAAUCAAUUCGUCAAGAAGUUUCAGACCCAUCAUCAAGCAAAACCGUUGCCAUCAGCCACCCACUCGGACUUGACGCCUUUCAAUGGUGCUCUCGGCUCGCAUGAUCGCUCUAGUCCCGGGUAUUUCAUUCCAGGAGACUUGACGAAUAGCACUGCCAAAUUGGCCAGUGCUUUCCUCAAGACAGUUGACUAUUCCACCGACUUUCGGUGGAACCUUGCCUGGAGCUUUGGCCUCUUUAUGCAGGACAUUCCUCGCCGACUUGGAACGAACGAUGCAUUGGACCGUGCGGCAGAAGCCGUAGCGAGCGCACACGCCGAUCUUUGUAAUCACCUGCAUGGAACUGUGCGGACUUUGACCAAAUAUACGGCUGCACUGCGCACGCUCCGAGUUUAUCUGGAUGAUCCGGUCCAUGCGCACGAGUCCAACACGUUCGCAGCAGUGAUGCUUCUUCUUGUCUGUCACACAUUGAUUGGUGCUCAUAAUAGCCUGCAUUGGUCUGGGCACGCACAGGGUGCGAUUCAGAUCCUCAAGGCUCGGAAGAACUUUGGCCCUCGUGACGACUUUGAGGCGAAAAUGCAGUUGUGCUUGUCAGGGACGGUGCUAUUUGAAGGGAUCUUCAACAGAAAUAUUGAGCUCUGCCAAGAAGAAUGGGAUACCCUCAUCACCAUCAAGUAUGACGUAAACAAAGCCGAAGGGCGCUUACUCUUGAACCUCUCUCGAGUUCCCGACCUCAUGCGUCGAGCCAAAGUCCUUCUUCGUACCGGACUCGACACCACUGGCGUCCUUGACGAACUAUGGGCCAUGUAUCUCACCUGCAAACUCGACGUUGACCAUCUCAAACAAGCUCGAAUCACAAAGGAUCUUUCGGUGAUUCAAGGCCUCCCACCUGGCCCCCGCAAGACCUGGAUCGAACGUCUUCUCCUCGUGCACAAUGAUCGUGUCUACGGCCUCGGCAUCGUUAUCUCCCUCUUAUUCAACUGCAUGCUGCAGUCCCUCGACGUGCACUCCGCCUCUCUCCAAGCCGAUGCUUACAAAUACGUCGAGGAACUCCUUGUCCUUAAUGACGAAUCAGAAUGCUUGCGUCCCGUUGGUUCGGGAUAUAUGAUCCUUUGCCUGAGCGUGGCGUGGGUGGCUACUACUGACCCUUUGCAGCGCAAAACUUUGAAGCAAUGGCUAUAUGAGUACCAGCACGAUUUCAAUUUCUCGCAGCAGAGCUCUUUGUUGGAUGAUUUGAAGUUGAACUCGGAUCAUCUGAGAUUGGGUGUUGAGGUGGACUGGCCAGCUCUUCAUAAAUCCUGGUCGAGCAGUUCGGCUUCGUCGAGCGUAUAA